Ramularia collo-cygni is the source of this 1611-nucleotide messenger RNA. RefSeq names its product related to hsp70 protein. NCBI's taxonomy places the organism in Eukaryota, Fungi, Ascomycota, Dothideomycetes, Mycosphaerellales, Mycosphaerellaceae. Gene Ontology annotation, molecular function: ATP-dependent protein folding chaperone; ATP binding. The transcript has 6 exons. The record is from RefSeq and is a predicted model, not a curated record. The coding region runs from base 1 to 1611 and encodes 536 amino acids.
AUGGAGGGCUUCACCUGGAUGAAACUCCUCCUUGACCCAUCCGAAACGACCAAAUUCGACGAUCCAAGCCUCGGACAGAGUGAAGGCAAUGGCGUACUGGCCAGACCGCCGGGCAAGUCCGCCGUUGAUCUCUGCGCAGACUACCUCACUGAAGUCGCGAUCUUCGCCUACAGCUCGCUUGAGAAGCGGGUCACCAGAGCAAUCCUGGAGGCUACACCCAUUGAUUUUUGGUUCACGGUCCCAGCUGUAUGGAGCGACAAGGCCAAGUAUGACACCCUUCGUGCGGCCAAGAUGGCAUUCAAGCAGGCCGGAAUCGCUCUGCAUCCUGCAUCCCGAUUGUUCCUGAUUCCUGAGCCAGAGGCCGCUGCCAUUGCCACAUUGUCCCAUUUGACCAAAGGUGCUUCCGAGGUGCAAGUCAAGCCUGGAGACAGCAUUCUGAUCUGUGACUGCGGCGGUGGAACAGUGGACAUCACCUCAUACAAGAUAAAUGCCGUCCUUCCGAAACUCACUUUCGAAGAGCUUGUAGUUGGCACAGGUGGCAAAUGCGGAUCCACGUACAUUGAUCGGGAAUUCAUCAAGUGGAUGGCGGGAAAGUUCGGACCUGCUUACACCAACCUGAGCUGGGAGAAACGUGGGCCCGCAAGUCGGUUCAUGAAAGACUUCGAGGGGUUCAAGCGAAACUUCAAGACGGAGAGCUCUACUCGCUGCUGCGAGGCUCAGCUCUUCAUGAAAGGCUUGGGUGAUUCCCAUUACUAUGACGCAGACGAGAGCGCCGUCAAGAUCCACUAUGAAGACAUGAAAAUCAUGUUCGAUACAGUCGUCAAUAAGAUCAUUGCGCUGCUGAAGUCGCAGCUUGAUGCGGUGCAUGCCCACGCUGGGACUCCAGUCAAGACCAUCAUCCUCGCGGGUGGUUUCGGAGACUCCAAUUACCUGAACGAGACGCUGCGAACAUGGUGUAAGGGUGUGGAUGUCAAACUAAUCUGCCCGGAGCAUCCGCAAGCCGCAAUCGUCCGCGGGGCAGCUCUUGGUGGCCUUCAGGACAUUCAGCCAACGUCGCGUCGUGCUCGCAUGCAUUACGGGAUCGCAGUCUCGCAACCUUUCGACCCUGUCAUUCAUCAAGUGCGUGACUCCUUCGCAGAUAAGUGGGACGGCAGCCCYCGAGCCGGCUCCCAAAUUAAAUGGUCGCUUAACAAGGGUGGAAUUGUGGAUCGGUCAACCCAAAUUCAGUUCGACCUGACUUCUGACGUUUUCGACGACAACCAAGCUUCUAUCAAACACGAUGCGACAGUUUACUGCUCGAGAGCCGACGCUGCACCACGAACUACCUAUGCUCCAAGCUCUCAAGUGCUCGGUGUCAUCGGCCUCAGCUUCCGCGAUGUCAAUCUGGACGACUUCCCAGUGAAGGUGAUCAACGGACGCAACAUGCGCAGAGUCAAAGCUACCUACGUUGUCAGCUUCGGCGACCUCGGUGGGGUCCUCAAGUUCUCUGCUUCGGUUGGAUCAGUGGAGAUUGGCAACACCUCCUUCACGUUCGAUGGGCCUGGUUCGCAGCAGCAUCACACGGCCAAUACGGAAGCAGGCGAUUACAUGCCGCCUUGUGCUAUGCAAUAG